AUGACAUUAGAAGCUAGUAAUAGUGAUAACAUGUUCUACAAAGUUGUUCUCACAGGAGGUAAAGCUUCCCCUCAUCUUUGCACUAACUCGAAUAGCGGAUCACAACGUCCCUGUGGGGGAAAAACAACUGGUCAAGCACGCCUGAGCACAUUUUUUGAAAGCUUAGGAUGGAAGGUCUACAGAGCUCCAGAGGCAGCGUUUAUUUACUUGAGUGGGGGUGUACAGUUUGCUGAACAUAGUAAAGAACAAGCUUGCUUAUUCCAGAAGAACAUUAUACUAACCAUGCUACAAAUUGAGAAAACUUUUCAAGAUCUUGUGAAGAGUCACCAACAGAAGGUUCUUCUCAUCUGUGAUCGUGGGUUAAUGGAUGCCACAGCUUACAUAAAGAAAGAAGACUGGGAGAUGAUAAAGGCUUCUAGUGGCUGGAAUGAAGUAGACCUGCGAGAUAACAACUACAAUCAGAUUGUUCAUAUGGUAUCAGCAGCUGAUGGUGCUGAGGAUUUUUACACCAUUCAAGGACAUGGCACACGUCUCGAGAGCCCUGAACAAGCUCGAGAAAUGGAUGUGGUGACAGCUAAUGCUUGGGUUGGUCAUCCUUGCUAUGAUGUCAUUGACAACUCCACUGGUUUUGAAGAGAAGAUUGUAAGAAUGAUUUCAGCAGUUUGCAAACGAAUUGGUGUUGACACUGGUGAUCGACUGGCACCCAACAGCAUCAAACGGAAGUUCCUUGUAACUGAAAUGGCUGAAGACAAGGCAUUUCCACAUUAUGAAGAAUUCACAGUCAUUCGUGACUAUCUUGUGACACCGUGCAGGCGGAUGCAGGCUCGAAUUCGCAAAAGGGGCCAAAAAGGUUUCUGGUCAUACACCCAUACUAUUAGACGGCCUGAAAUCAACAACCAGUCUGUAGAGUUGAGGUCACAGAUCUCUGAGAAGGACUAUGAAAUUCUCCUGGCUCAGCGUGACAACAAGCACUACACUUUGCAAAAGCAGCGUCGCUGCUUCCUCUGGCAUAACCAGUAUUAUCAGCUGGACAUAUACCUGGAGCCUUGUCCAGAAAUGUGCAAGGGAUUGCUGCUUCUGGAGACUUUCACUGCCAAAGAUCCCAGUGAGUUAAACAUGCCAGACUUUCUUAAAAUUGAUCGUGAAGUGACACAUGAUCCCAACUACACUAUGUUCAAGAUGUCUUUGAAAAUUGGAUUGUUGGAGACAACAGACGAUGAUGUGUUUUCAGAAGAGGACUGAUGUCAGCACUUCUUUGUGAAUAGAUUAGGAAUGAAAUGCAUUUAAAAUAUAUAUAUUUACACACCCAUAUAUAUAGAAACACACACACUUAAAGAUGUGUACAGUUUCUGUCUAAUCACAGUGUUGAAAGGAUCGAUAAAUAAGAAGGGAGAAUGGACCAAAUACUUUAAUCUUCCUUGAAGUUCUUUCUUAACAAGACCUGUCAAAGGUAUUCAGUACAUUACCAAAAUAUAGAUUUAAGUGGUGAAAAUUUUACAGAAUUUGAAAUCUACUAAUUCUUUUGUCUCUGUUGAUCACUCUUUUUCUGGCAUCCUAAGCAGGAUACUGUGAAAAAAUAUUUUUGUAGAAAAAGCCCCUUUAAUAGACACAAUCUUCUUGCUUUUUAUCUUACAGACAAGCUUUGAUCAUGUUAACAUAAUUUAUUGUAGCUUAUUAGCGUUUUGUAUAUAUGUAUUACAGAUUCUUCCAGGAAUAUUUUUUUUCUCUUGAUGCUUUCAUCGAUGAAGAAGAUGGUGACAUGCAUCAUUAUGUUCUCCUUGUUUAUAUUUAGCAACAGCACUUGUUAUUCAUUCACUCAUGGAUAUCCUAUUUUGUAGUGAGCACACAAUUUGAUCCAUGUUAAGUUUUACCAUCAGCUCGCCCACUCUUUUACUUUUUUUGAAUACCUUCUUUGUUCGCAUUUUUGAUACAUUUUUUAUGAUACAAAGACCCACUUACCCAGCUAUUAGUAAGUGGAGUUAACAUAUCACUUAUUAAAAUAUAUUAUGGAAUCUCUUAGACAAGAAGCAUUGUUGUCUUAUUAGAAUUUCGCAGGUGCAUAUGUGCAAGUGUUUCAGGCUUGCUUAAAAUAUCACAGUAGAGUGUAUUAUUCCAUUCUACUGUCUGCUUGUUCUCAGUGGUUAGUAUCAUAGUUUGUCACUUUAUUUGUUCAAGCUACUUGCUGCCUGCCUGGAGAUCAGGUCAUAGAAAUGAUACUUGGGGUUUGUGCUGUACCUGCAAUCAAUGACAUAAUAAAUUUGCGUUAUUAUGUGACAUAAUGAGACUGAGGUAUUAUGCGGGGAAUCAGAUUACCAUGCGGCAAGAGCAUUGGCGUUUAAACCUGGCUGCAUGCUGGUUCCACACCUGGCAAUCAGAAAACUGCAUCCUAGUUAACCCUGCGGUCGGGAUGGGUACCUGACUUUAUAGAGGGUUGGGGAAGAUAAAGCAUCAAGAUGAAAAAGAUAUGGGCACCGCCCUGUCACAAUACUGGCCCCAAGACCUGUGGUCUCCAGCAACCUAAAAAAAGGUUAGGGGACGACUUUUAACUAUUUAUUUAGUUAUUUUGCUUAAAUUUAGAUUCUUUUUCAGCCACCAUCCUUUCAAGAUCAUGUAACGACUCAUGUAACGCAAAUGUGUUUCCUAGCAUAGAACACUGUAUUCGUGGACCAGAUUGGUUUCAGAAACAGGAAGCUGUGGUCAAUAGAGUCUGUGUUGAGAUACCAUGUGAUUGUUAUAAUGCAUAUUUCAGCGCCCCUGAUGUUUUGAGUGCUGUUAAUUUGUGAUAUUUAUACAAGUGUUUGUUAACUCAUUUAUGGGGCUAUGUAUUAUGUGACCCCAAACCUUUGGUCAAUAUUAUUUUUCUGAUAUACAAUAUUUCAUUGUAAUGUAUUUUUCAAAAUCUUGUCGUUCACAAACGGAUUAUGUAAGAAGAAAUUAUUGUUUUUACGAUUAAAGUUGCCUGCGCAGAGUUUGCCAGUCACUGUCAUGCUCGGUACAAGGUAGCCAUCACCCUCUUUCCAUCUAAGCCCAAACUAAUUAAGCCCAAGGGGGAGCCAAGUUGCAGUUUUCUCCUACCCGCUUUUCCACCUGUAUAUUUGAUUGCGGAAAAAAACUGCAAUCGCGGAAGCAAAAUUUGUUGCUGGAAUGAGAUCAGUGAAUAAACGCAAUUUAAACCGUACACACACAACCAAAAGUUAUUUGACGGACUUCUAAAGGGAAAAAAGAACUUUUUAAAUUUUAUUUCCCCAGUAAAAAGUGGGGUGGGGGGUGGGACCCAAAAAGGCAACGAGAUCAGCGCUGCUGAUUUUCUUUUUUUCCUCGAACAGGCAAGCAUGGCGGAGAUAUCCUAUCGGGAUUGAAAUGGAUGUGCUGUUGGUAAUCUUUUCAUUUUCAUCCCAUUACUGGUACCUUUGCCUAUAGAUUGCUUUCGAACAUGCUGUUUUGUCUUCUUAUUAUCCCCGAUCCCAUUUCAUAAUGACAAUGAGUCAUUAGCAUUAAAGAUGUCAUGUCAUCUC
Messenger RNA from Pomacea canaliculata, 3515 nucleotides. Its product is annotated as TRPL translocation defect protein 14-like. The record is from RefSeq and is a predicted model, not a curated record. The transcript has 13 exons. Bases 1 to 1242 code for a protein of 413 amino acids. NCBI's taxonomy places the organism in Eukaryota, Metazoa, Mollusca, Gastropoda, Architaenioglossa, Ampullariidae. Gene Ontology annotation, molecular function: phosphatidic acid binding; phosphatidylinositol binding; GTP binding.